Sporothrix brasiliensis 5110 is the source of this 921-nucleotide messenger RNA. RefSeq lists its product as uncharacterized. The record is from RefSeq and is a predicted model, not a curated record. The transcript has a single exon. Lineage: Eukaryota; Fungi; Ascomycota; Sordariomycetes; Ophiostomatales; Ophiostomataceae. The coding region runs from base 1 to 921 and encodes 306 amino acids.
AUGGCUUUCCAGGACUUUUUGACCAACAUGGACGACACGUUUGACGUGGCCGAGCCCAAUGAGAAGGAGUGUCACGAUGACACCAUGGAGCACCUUUGCAGACGCGCUCGCAAGCACGCUGAGCUCUGGGCUUGCGAUGUCUGCGAGCUGCUUCACGAAAUCGACAUGAACGACGUUCCUCUGUCGUCGGGCAUGGAUGCCGUCUAUGGUGAAGACCACAAGGCCAAGAUGGCUCAAGCUGGCCACGAAACCAUGACGCACCAUUCCGGGAUCAGUCACCACCAGAUCCAAAUGGCGCUUAAGCUUACUCGCCUUGUCCAGACUGGCCGCGCCAGCAGCUUCAAGGAUUACCUUAGCAAGCUGACUGAGGCCUACGCCAUGACGGACAAGGUGACUAUGCGCCGCACCUCAGCAAUUUCUCUGACUCCUCGCAUUGACGGGCUUCCCAACUCGUUCACGCCCAAAAUUGCAAAGGAUCAGAAUGACAGUCUGCACUUCCUCCUCCAGACGCUCUACCAGCUGGACGCUAGUCAGAACUCUGUGUGCAUCAAUGUGUGCCCUCACAUUCAGAUCACAAAGGAGCAGAUCCUGUCCAAGAAAAACAGCUGUGGUCGCUGCAAGCACUGUGCCACCAGCUACGUGUCCAGCGCCACCCAAGUCCGUGUCUUUCAUGACUUUGGCUCCGAGUCUAGCCCUGCCGACCUUUCGUGGCAGGCGCACCUCAAGUCACAUGUCAAGAAGCAGGGCUCGGAUCACGUUCGCUUUGGCCAGAACAAGCAGUCUAUGGAGUCGCUCUUUGGCGAGACCAUGCAAAAGGGAUCUGCCCUGAGCGCUCCUCAGGAGAAGCGCUCGCACAAGGUGCACUCUGUUUUGCACAAGAUGAAAACGGCUAUGAAGCCAGCGCUGUCUUUUGACUUUUAA